AUGGCGGACCUGGCAAGCCGCAUUACCAGGCCGGACGGCGCCGCGGCAGACACGCCUGCUGCAGCCGCCCCGGUCGAGGAUACUCCCGUCGACACCGCUGGUCCUGGCCUCAUUGAGUCUACCUACGACGUCGAAGUCAAGCUCAGCGAACUGGGUUCGCUGACUGACAACCCGCUGUCGUCUGUCUCAUCCUUUGAGGAGCUGGGACUGAAGAAGUCCAUUAUCGACGGCCUGUUCGCCCUCAAUUUCAAGAAACCGUCCAAGAUUCAGGAACGCGCUCUGCCGCUUCUCCUCGCAGACCCGCCAUGCAACAUGAUUGCCCAGUCGCAAUCGGGUACGGGCAAGACGGCCGCUUUUGUCGUUACACUACUGUCACGUGUUGAUUUCAGCCAGCCGACGACGCCGCAAGCCCUGGCUCUGGCGCCCAGCCGUGAGCUCGCCCGGCAGAUAGAGUCGGUGAUUAACCAGAUUGGUCAGUUCUGCGAGGGCCUGAAUGUGGCUGCUGCGAUUCCUGGCGCUGUGGAACGCGGUGCCGCUGUGCAGGCCAAUGUCGUCGUGGGCACGCCUGGGACCGUCAUGGACCUCAUGCGGCGCAAGCAGCUGGAUGUGUCGCAGCUGAAGCUCCUUGUUAUUGACGAGGCGGACAACAUGCUUGACCAGCAGGGGCUCGGCGAGCAGUGCGUGCGCGUUCGUGAGAAACUUCCGCGUUCCAUCCAGGUGUUGCUGUUCUCGGCCACUUUCCCCGAAAAAGUUAUGCGCUAUGCGGAGAAGUUUGCACCGAACGCCAACCAGAUGCGCCUGCGCCAGCAGGAGCUGACUGUGCGGGGUAUCUCACAGAUGUACAUGGACUGCCCCUCUGAGACGGAGAAGUACGAUGUGCUGUGUAAGCUGUACGGCCUGAUGACGAUCGGCUCGUCGGUCAUCUUUGUCAAGACGCGCCAGAGUGCCAACGAGAUCCAGCAACGCAUGGAAGCCGAUGGCCACCGCAUUGCUGCGCUGCAUGGCGCGUACGAGGGCGAGAGCCGUGAUACGCUGCUCAACGACUUCCGCACGGGCAAGUCCAAGGUGCUUAUUACCACAAACGUGUUGGCGCGUGGCAUUGACGUGUCGAGUGUGUCGAUGGUGAUUAACUACGACAUCCCGAUGAAGGGAAUGGGCGACCGUGAGCCGGAUGCUGAGACGUACCUGCAUCGCAUUGGCCGGACGGGUCGCUUCGGCCGUGUCGGCGUCAGUAUCAGUUUCGUGCACGACCGGAAGAGCUUCACGGCGCUGGCGGACAUUGCCAACCACUACGGCAUUGACUUAAUCCAGCUGAGUCCUGACGACUGGGAGGAAACAGAGAAGAAGAUUCGCCACAUUCUGAAGUCGGCUCGUGCCCAACCCGAGUACAAGCCCACAUCUGCCGAAGCUGCUGCUUCCGCCGCGCAGGGACCUUAG
Sporothrix brasiliensis 5110 is the source of this 1437-nucleotide messenger RNA. RefSeq lists its product as uncharacterized. Bases 1 to 1437 code for a protein of 478 amino acids. The transcript has a single exon. Gene Ontology annotation, cellular component: nucleus; cytoplasmic stress granule. The record is from RefSeq and is a predicted model, not a curated record. Gene Ontology annotation, biological process: poly(A)+ mRNA export from nucleus. Gene Ontology annotation, molecular function: RNA helicase activity; RNA binding; ATP binding. Lineage: Eukaryota; Fungi; Ascomycota; Sordariomycetes; Ophiostomatales; Ophiostomataceae.